UGGAACAGGACGUGAACAGCAGUGGUGACCCGUCACACUCAGUCUAAUACAACACAACAGCAGCUCAUUUUCAGCAGGUUAUAUCUAUAACUGCAGUAUGCAUUUCCUCUGGAUUCUGAGCUUGCUGUUCAGCUAUGGAGUAUCAGAGAGCUCGACCAAGAUAGCAGUGGAGUUUGGACAAAAUGUGACUCUUAACUGUUCUUUUGCUGAAGAUGAUAUUUAUUGGUUCAUACAACGCCAGUCUGAGCCUCCUGUGUACAUACUGCGCUCUUUAGUGAGAACUAAUGCUCACGCUCUCUUCAACAAGCAAAAACAGAGGGAAUUUAAGAGGAAAUACUCACUGCAAACAUUUGGUAGGCUAGUUAUUCACAAUGUAACCAGUUCUGAGCUUGGUUCAUACUACUGUAGAGGACUAAAGGACCCGCUCACAUUCAGCAAUGCCACCACACUCAUGGUAGAAGAGGACCAUCAUUCUGUGUGCAAUGUAACAAGGAUAGAGCCUCAGCAACCUCGGCCAUGGCCACAGGACUCUCUGAAAUCAUUGACAUCUUUGCCCUUUAUUGUAUCGUGUCUUCUCAACUGUAUCCUCAUCAUUCUUCUCUUAGUGUUGGCGGUCAAGAGAUGUUCAACUCAGAAGAAGAAGAGCACAAGUGUGGAGCCACCUCAGGACUCUGACUCUCUUCACUAUUCUGCUUUAGACCUUCCCUCACCCCCAAGACCAUCUCAGCCCAGAAACAUCAACAGCACUUGCCCAUCUCAGCCCAGUAACAUCAACAGCACUUACGCUUUAAUCCAGCUCCCAGCCCGGGUCUGACUGACACUGCAUGCUAAGCUUUCAGGCAAACGUGUAGAAAAUCGUUGGUAGUACUGCAUGAUCAGAACGAAAUGUGAAGGAGAGUGACCAAAACGAAAUAUGAUACACAUUAUAAAAUGUACAUUACUCAAAUCAGAUUUAUAUCAAUGUUGUUUACUGUAAUCCAUAAUGUUUUGAUGACUAAAAUAAGCUAUUGUUUUUACAAUAAACUAAUUUAUU
Molecule: messenger RNA, 1033 nt
Organism: Sardina pilchardus (European sardine)
Lineage: Eukaryota; Metazoa; Chordata; Actinopteri; Clupeiformes; Clupeidae
Exons: 4
Coding region: 98-814 (238 amino acids)
Biological process (GO): response to bacterium
Source: RefSeq, a predicted model, not a curated record